Molecule: messenger RNA, 7140 nt
Organism: Oncorhynchus masou masou (cherry salmon)
Lineage: Eukaryota; Metazoa; Chordata; Actinopteri; Salmoniformes; Salmonidae
Product: myelin-associated glycoprotein-like
Exons: 11
Coding region: 752-3370 (872 amino acids)
Source: RefSeq, a predicted model, not a curated record
UAACAUUAACACAAAUUCAUCAUCAAAGAGACUUUUAUUCAUUUCUUCAUGUAAUUUCUCUCUUUCUAAGGCCUUUGAAUUGUACGUUUAUGAUAUCCACAUUAAAGUUUGCUUUUACUUCUUCUUUGAAUGGUGGCCCAUUGAGUAGCAACUAAGGAAAGUAAAAAGUUAUGCAACAUAUCAAAAGUGUCAUUUCCUUCAGCCACAGAUGUCUUGAGCAGUUAUUUCCCAAUUAAACUGGAACUCGCUGUAAAGAUAGACUUGAAACUACAUGAUUACAUUUGUGAAUUUAAAUCUCUGGAUGAAUUCAUGUUGGCUGUAUUCAUCUAAAAUAAAAACAUGUUUAAAAAAGAGAAAUAUUGCGAGGGGCUGUAGCUUUCUGUGUAAUUUACAGGUCACUGGAUUAUAUUUAAUCUGGAAUCAGAGGAUGUUGCCUUCCUUGUGAAGUUUGAUAUAUUUCACUAGUAACUGUGAUUUAAAAGAAAAUCUGAUGAUCAUUUGAUACUACAGAUGAAGGCUAUCACUUGUGGGUUGUCGCUUAUUCAACGAAGGAAAAUUCUGUGUCUUGCAAACAGCAGUGCCACUUCUUCUGAAUGUCUGCAGUGACAGGCAGCUAGACAACAUACACCACAUCAGGUGGCAUUUAUAUAGCCUGAAUUCUGCAUUGGAUUUGAACAGAUGACCAUCGCGUGAAUACUGACAGUGUUUCAUAGCAGGUGAGCUCAUCUGGCCCUUUCUGAUACAGAGAAUCAUGCAUAUCACAGGAGCUGAAAGACUCAUCCUCAUUGGUGGUCUGCUGCAAGGUGUUCUGUGCCUCGACUUUGCAGCUCUGAUGCCUCAGAAUAUAAAGGCUCUGAGUGGAUCUUGUGUGAACAUUCCCUGCUCAUUUACACUGCAAUCUAGAUAUGAGUCGUUCCUCACAACUUCAUGUAAAGGAAUAUGGAGGAAAGGGUGGACAGGAGUACAGGUGUUUGAUUCUAGUCUCACAGGAACAGGCUUAAACACCAUUCAAGGGAAUCUAACUGGGAACAUGCAGCAGAAGGAAUGUACCACAAUCCUGAAUGACCUCACAUCUUAUCUCAAUGACUACUUUUCAUUCAGAAUUGAUUGUGACCAUGUUCUGAGAUAUAAUUUUCCAGAAUAUGUCACAAUUGAUGUAAAAGAAAAUCCAUCCAAACCCACUCUAAGUCCAGCAACAGUAAAUGUGAUGGAGGGGACCUCAGUGAGUCUGAUCUGCUCUGCUGCAGCCCCCUGUCCCUCACUCCCUCCAACUCUGACAUGGACCCCCACACUGAGUGACAGUGUGGAGGAUUUGCAGGUGACUCCGAAUCGAGUCAUAACUUCUCUCCUGAACUUUACCGCUUCACAUGUCCACCAUGGGGAGAAGAUCUCCUGCACUGCGCUGUACAAACGACAGGCUGGCAAGAGUGAUAAAUCAUCCAAAACUGAUCUGACAGUCGCUGUUCUUUACUCUCCCAAGAACACCUCAGUGUCAGUCAGUCCCUCUGGUUCAGUGGUAGAGGGCAGCUCUGUGACUCUGACUUGCAGCAGCAAUGCUAACCCAGCAGUGUGGCGCUACAACUGGUACAGAGUUAUUGGAGAGCAGGUUUCAACAGUGAGGGCUAGCAGAAUGCUAACUUUCCAUGUACCAGCAGAUUACAGUUAUUUCUACUGUGAAGCCAUCAAUGACCAUGGAACCAAGAACUCAUCUGUCAUUCAACUAAAUGGAAUGUACCCUCCCAAGAACACCUUACUGUCAGUCAGCCCCUCUAGUUCAGUGGUAGAGGGCAGCUCUGUGACCCUGACCUGCAACAGCAAUGCCAACCCUGCAGUGAAGAACUACACCUGGUACAGAGUCAAUGGGACUGAGGCUGUUCUCUUAGGAUCUGGAGAGAGCUUCACCUUAGAUAGUAAAGCAAGUGAUAGCGGGGAGUACGGCUGUGAAGCACUGCAUGCACUCGGUAAAGAAAAAGCCACAGUUGUUCAGCUGGAUAUUCAAUAUCCCCCCAAGAACACCUCAUUGUCAGUCAGUCCCUCUAGCUCAGUAGCAGAGGGCAGCUCUGUGACUCUGACUUGCAGCAGCAAUGCCAACCCAGCAGUGAAGAACUACACCUGGUACAGAGUUGAGGGAAGGGAGAAGAACAUUGUCGGGUCUGAAGAGGACCUCAACAUCUCCAGUGUGGCCAGGCUUUCAAAUGAACAGUACUACUGUGAGGCUCAGAAUGUCCAUGGACUGCAGACCUCUGAAGCCAUCAGUAUCGAUGUAACGUUUGCUUCAGAGAUCCUGAACACCUCUCACUGCAUCAGGAUUUCAGCUGCAUCUCAGAUCAGAUGUUUCUGUGAUAGCUAUGGGAACCCUGCUCCCACACUGGUGUGGCAACUGGCCGGAGAGUCUGUCAAUCACUCCACUAACACCAUCAUCAGGGAGGAGCCAAUGGGCCGAGCAGGCCUGAGGAGCUCCCUCACCAUCCACCAAUCACAGGAAGAGAAAAUACGGAGUCUAGUCUGCCUCAGCUCCAACUCUGUUGCUUUUAAUAGCUUCUCAUUUGACUUAACAUCAAUGAAAACAUCGGAAGGUUUCCAUCUUCCCUCUCUGUUGAUCGGGGCUGGUGUGGGGGCAGGAGUGAUGAUGCUCCUAUGCAUCCCACUGCUUCACUUCUGCAAGCAUAGAAGAGCCAGGCAGUCACCAAACAAAAGACAGAAGGACACAGCUGACUUCAUAGUGAUGGAUGAGACCCUCUUUCAGGAGGAGGACAAUGUCUAUGCCAAUAAAGCCAUGCUGGAUGAGGCCCUCGGGCCCAACAGGACAGUGGACAGGGAAAUCGAUGACACAGACCUCCUCCACUAUGCCAACUUGAACUUCUCCAAACUCCAGGCCAAGGUGGCCGAGCGGGGGGUGGGGGAGGGAGAGAUCAGGGGAGUCGCCUCCAAAACGACAGAGUACGCAGUGAUUCGCCUGCACUCCACAGGCAGUAUCGAGGGAGGGGCUGAGAAGAAGGAGGCCAUUCCUGCUCUGGAGCAGGGGGAGCACGCUGAAGACCAUGGAGCUAAAGUCUUGGAAGAAUCCCAGGCAGGGCACGAGAGUGACGAGGAAGAAGAAGUUGCAAAGGAUUCUGCGCUGCCAGAGCUACAGGGCAUGACUAAUUAUGCCCUCAGUGUCCAGGAGUAUACAGAGGCCCCACUGGGACAGUCUGAGCAGCACAACACAGCAGAAACUGCAGUGGACGAGGUGACACUGCUUUCUGCGCCGAAAGAUUCCUCUAAUGGUGAAGAGGAGGAAACAUAUGGGAACAUAUGUCGUGGUCAGGUUAUAUCUGAAGCAAAUUGUGGACAACCUGAGUUAGAUAGGAGGAAGAGUAGGAGAGUGUAAAGGCAUAGUAAGCUGAUGUAUAGAGGGAGUAAAGCUUAAAUGCAGAUAAGGUUGUGAAAAAUCACCCAUAAUGCACUGCAGAGACAUCCUCGUCACCUUCCAAACUAGAACCACUAUGUCCAACUUUUUUUAACACCAGUUAUUCUACAGUGUAUGUUCAUCAGUUGGAUUUUCAUCUCUAUAUAUAUACAAUAUAUACAAAAGUCCGUGGACACCCCUUCAAAUUAGUGGAUUCGGCUAUUUCGGCUUAAAAUUAAAUCCAAUAAGGAAAUACAUUAGAUUUUGUCCUGCUGAUCUACACAACCAACUCCACAUUUUCAAAGUGAAAGGACAAUUAUAUAUAUAUUGUUCCAAUUGAAUAAAACAAAAAAACAAAGAUGUCUUGAUUGCGUAUGUCUUCACACCCCAGAGGUAAUACUUGGUGGAAGCACCUUGGGCCACCAUUAUAGCUGUGAAUCAUUUUGAAUAAGGUUCUACUAACUUUGCACAACUCUUAGGCUAACACAUACCCAUUGUUUUUUGUCCAAAUAGCUCAAGCUCAGUGAAUUUGGUUCGGGAGUCAUUGAUGGACAGCAAUAUUCAAACAUUGUCUCUAAUUGUCAAGCAGAUUUAAGUCAGCACAAGCCACAGUACUUGAAAAUACAGAGGGUUUCACUCUGUGUUGUGUAGUUCUGGAUUUGGCCCGUGGUUUUUAAUUUAGGCCAGGAAAAUGUAUUGCCCGUGUUGUCUUGCAGUAUUACUUAACAGCCUUGUUGCCAACAGAACGUUUGAUUUGAAGUGGAUUGUUUUUAACACAGGCUUCCUUCCUCCUUUUCACUUUUCUAUAGAGGCUAGUAAUGUGGAGUGAAUGCAAUGUUGUUGAUCCCCCUGUUUGUGGUGGAAACAAUGUGUUAUUGGUGUGCUUGACCUCGGCAGGGAUUGGAGAGUUUGUCAGGAUCAUAAUACAUAUGAAAGGAGCAAAACCCAGAUUAACAAAGCCCAGAUUCAGUCUUCUGAAUACCAAACACUGGGAUAGAGUUGUAUUCUUCAGCGAGUCAAUUGCACACAUUUUAAUCUCAAAGACACACCAGAAUGGCUUUCCAAUAGCUGUUGACUGCUUCUGAAUGGUCCACUGUGGUUCAGUCAUGACUUAAAUCUGCAUGAAGAUUUGAGACAAGGGGCUGGACUCAAUCCGUAUCGCUGUAGUCAAAUCUAAUGAAAAUCAAAUCAAGAAGCUCAUUUUCAAGGUUUGAAUUUUGCUGUCCAUCAAUGACUCCCAAACAAAUUUACUGGGCUUGAGCAAUUUUGACAAAAACAAGGUGUAUAUGUUGCCCUAUGAGGUGUUCAAAGUUGGUAGAAUCUAAUUCAAAAUUAUUGACAGCUCUAAUGACUGCCAAAGGUGCUUCCAACAAGUAUUUACUCUGGGGUGUGAAGACAUACAUAAUUAAGACAGCUCUGUUAUUUUUUAUUUAUUUAUUAAUUUGGAAAAUGUUCUGUAUUUUUUUCGUUCACUUUUAAAAUGUAGAGUAAGUUCAAAAUCAAAUCAAAUCAAAUUUUAUUUGUCACAUACACAUGGUUAGCAGAUGUUAAUGCGAGUGUAGCGAAAUGCUUGUGCUUCUAGUUCCGACAAUGCAGUAAUAACCAACAAGUAAUCUAACUAACAAUUCCAAAACUACUGUCUUAUACACACAAGUGUAAGGGGAUAAAGAAUAUGUACAUAAAGAUAUAUGAAUGAGUGAUGGUACAGAGCAGCAUAGGCAAGAUACAGAAGAUGGUAUCGAGUACAGUAUAUACAUAUGAGAUGAGUAUGUAAACAAAGUGGCAUAGUUAAAGUGGCUAGUGAUACAUGUAUUGCAUAAAGAUGCAGUAGAUGAUAUAGAGUACAGUAUAUAUGUAUACAUAUGAGAUGAAUAAUGUAGGGUAUGUAAACAUUGCAUUAGGUAGCAUUGUUUAAAGUGGCUAGUGAUAUAUUUUACAUCAUUUCCCAUCAAUUCCCAUUAUUAAAGUGGCUGGAGUUGAGUCAGUGUGUUGGCAGCAGCCACUCAAUGUUAGUGGUGGCUGUUUAUCAGUCUGAUGGCCUUGAGAUAGAAGCUGUUUUUCAGUCUCUCGGUCCCAGCUUUGAUGCACCUGUACUGACCUCACCUUCUGGAUGAUAGCGGGGUGAACAGGCAGUGGCUCGGGUGGUUGUUGUCCUUGAUGAUCUUUAUGGCCUUCCUGUAACAUCGGGUGGUGUAGGUGUCCUGGAGGGCAGGUAGUUUGCCCCCGGUGAUGCGUUGUGCAGACCUCACUACCCUCUGGAGAGCCUUACGGUUGUGGGCGGAGUAGUUGCCGUAUCAGGCGGUGAUACAGCCCGCCAGGAUGCUCUCGAUUGUGCAUCUGUAGAAGUUUGUGAGUGCUUUUGGUGACAAGCCGAAUUUCUUCCGCCUCCUGAGGUUGAAGAUGCGCUGCUGCUCCUUCUUCACAAUGCUGUCUGUGUGUGUGGACCAAUUCAGUUUGUCUGUGAUGUGUAUGCCGAGGAACUUAAAACUUACUACCCUCUCCACUACUGUUCCAUCGAUGUGGAUAGGGGGGUGUUCCCUCUGCUGUUUCCUGAAGUCCACAAUCAUCUCCUUAGUUUUGUUGAUGUUGAGUGUGAGGUUAUUUUCCUGACACCACACUCCGAGGGCCCUCACCUCCUCCCUGUAGGCCGUCUCGUCAUCGUUGGUAAUCAAGCCUACCACUGUUGUGUCGUCCGCAAACUUGAUGAUUGAGUUGGAGGCGUGCGUGGCCACGCAGUCGUGGGUGAACAGGGAGUACAGGAGAGGGCUCAGAACGCACCCUUGUGGGGCCCCAGUGUUGAGGAUCAGCGGGGUGGAGAUGUUGUUGCCUACCCUCACCACCUGGGGGCGGCCCGUCAGGAAGUCCAGUACCCAGUUGCACAGGGCGGGGUCGAGACCCAGGGUCUCGUGCUUGAUGACGAGCCUGGAGGGCACUAUGGUGUUAAAUGCCGAGCUGUAGUCGAUGAACAGCAUUCUCACAUAGGUAUUCCUCUUGUCCAGAUGGGUUAGGGCAGUGUGCAGUGUGGUUGAGAUUGCAUCGUCUGUGGACCUAUUUGGGCGGUAAGCAAAUUGGAGUGGGUCUUAUGUCUUAUGUACAUCAGUAGGAAAACAAUCAAAUGUCAUACAUUUUUUAUUUACUUUUAAGGCAGCAAAAUGUGAAGACUGUGCAGGGGGGGGGAUGUACACUUUCACUGUGUAUGUUUUUUUAUUCUGACUUUUUAACUGUGUUUUUAUAGAUUAGUGUCGCUCCUUACAUACAUUUUCAAUUAAUGAAAUGUUCAUCUUGCAACAGUUAAGAGUGUAAUAUGUGUUUGUUUUUCAAAGUUUUGUUCCUCUUCUAUGAAUUUGUAACUUAUUGUUGCACAGAAAAUGCGUAUUUAUGAACUUGCAAAAUGUGUGUGAUGGUUAUGAAUCACUUCAACAUGUUUUUAUUGUUUUUAUUGUCUUUUUUAUUGAAAAUGUACAAUGUUUAAAGCUGAAUACAGGUGAAUACAGGUUACAAGCAGUCAGUAAUUUCAGCAUGAUUCAGUAACUAUGUAAAGUCAGUAAUAAUGCACAUUGCAAUGUUAAACAAAUAUGAAGACAUGGUGGCAGUUGCAUAGCAUAUACACAAUAGCACAUCCUGUAAUAUGGGAAAUUUCUAAACAGUGAAGCAUUUCUGUUUUGACAGCCUAGUAAGCACACAUUGCAUUGAUGUACCACACGAUGUUCAAACCCACUUUGAAUGACGUCAAUAAACUCUGUUUUCUGCCA